Messenger RNA from Eleginops maclovinus (Patagonian blennie), 1135 nucleotides. RefSeq names its product RASD family member 2a (gene rasd2a). Lineage: Eukaryota; Metazoa; Chordata; Actinopteri; Perciformes; Eleginopidae. The coding region runs from base 92 to 1135 and encodes 347 amino acids. The record is from RefSeq and is a predicted model, not a curated record. Gene Ontology annotation, molecular function: GTPase activity; GTP binding; G-protein beta-subunit binding. Gene Ontology annotation, biological process: signal transduction. The transcript is spliced from 2 exons.
CUCUGUUUCUACGCACUCAUGGGGAAGCAACUUGGGUCGGUAAGCUUUUGAUAGCCUCUAGGUGUCUGGAGACGCUUGAAAGAACACGGAGAUGAACGCAACGAUUUACCGUUCCGUUGAUGGCAUCCUCGAAACGUUCAACUCUCUCACCGGGCAUCAACAAUCAGGCAUUACGCACCCAGUUAUGCAGAGCGCAGCCCUUACCCCAGUGCUCACGCAUCCCAAAGUUUCCAACAUAUCCAAGACAGGCAUGGGCAUCAUCAAAACGGUUAAAGUGCACUUGAGACAUCAAGACAAAAACGGGGUUGAAAGUAGAUCCAGUUCUGGAAAUCGGCAGGUUUCAAGUGAUCGACUCACAAAAAGGUCCGUGGAUCUGAUGGAGCUGGGUCUGGCCAAGCCCAGGAACUGUCAUAGAAUAGUUGUGCUUGGCGCGCCAAAAGUGGGUAAAACCAACAUCCUCCAACGAUUCUUGGGUAAAGAAUUUGAAGAACACUACGAACCAACAAUCGAAGACUUCCACAGAAAACUGUUCUACAUAGGAGGGGAGGCAUACCAGAUCGAUCUACUGGACGCCUCGAGUGAGAGGGACUUCCCUGCAAAACGGAGGUUAUCAAUACUGACAGGUGACACCUUCCUGCUUGUGUUCAGUCUGGAUGACAGAGAGUCCUUCAAUAAAGUCUGUGAGCUUCUCAACGAGAUCAAAGAUGCUAAGGCAAAGUUACUGAAAUGUAAUCUCCAUAGAGUCCCACCAGUCGUUAUAUGUGGGAAUAAAGCGGACUUGAAGGCGCAGAGAGUCGUCAGACAGUCAGAGGUAGUAGAAGGCAUCGGUGAGGAUGUGACAUUCUUCGAAACCUCUGCUAAAGAUGGUACCGGAAUGGAAGCUGCGUUCAGUGCCCUAGCAACUCUAGGCAGACUGCCUGAUGAGAUGAUUCCGUCACGGCAUGAGAUGAUAUCCCUCUUCACCUACCAGUCGAUGUGCAUCGGCCGGUCAGGCAGGAGAGGGAGCCGGGGACUCUGUGCGCCCUGUGCCGCAGUGGACCCUCUGGCGUGCCGCCCGAGCUUCACCAGCGACCUGCGGCUUGUGCUGAAAUCAAGCACCAAAAACAACAAACCCGAGAGGUGUCAGAUUCAAUGA